AUGUUAGAUAAAGUAUCUCAUGAAAAAUCUAAGAAAUGUGCACAUAAUAAAGUACGCUCUAAAUCUAUUUCUUUUUUGUUAUUUUUUAAAAAAAAUAAAAAAAAAAAAGAUUCACCUAAUUAUGUGAGUGCUAUCGAUAGAAAAUCUUAUUUUCAAAAUUCAGAGGAAGAUGAAAAAAAAGAGAUUAGUGAAAAGUCAAGCAUAAAAAUAAUGGAAAAUAGGAAUAAUGAAAGGCCAUUACAAACAAUACAAAAAAGUGAAAGUUUACUAAAAAAUGAAAUUAAUGAGAAUAUAAAUGAUCAUAAUGAAUUUCAAAAGAAAGAUUUUCAUUUAAAAAAGAAAAGAGAAAGUUUUUUUAAAAAAAUUAAUAUAUUACAAAAAUUUAAGAAUUACAAGAUAAAAAAGACUACUAGUACAUUCCACACAUUUAAUGAUAAAAUCUCUUAUUCUGAAAAUUAUAAUAAAAAUGGAAAAUCAAAUAAUUUAGAAUAUAAAGAGAAUAAUAAUAUGACUUCUGAAUUUUACAAUAACUUAAAUAAGAGCAAGAGUUAUAGUAUAAAGCAUGAAUUUAACAGUAUAAAAUCUAAAGCACAAAGAUUAAAAAAAAAAAUUAAUUUAAAAAAAAAAUCAAAAAGCAAAUUAAUGUUUAACAAGGAUUACAAUAGUGAAAUAAUUCACAAUGAUAAUAUGGUAAUUAUGUUAAAUGAAGCACACUCAAUAAAAAAUAAUUUUAAAAGAGAAAAUUCAUUGGAAUACGAUGAAAAAUCAAAUAAUUAUGAAUUUAAAGGAAAUACCUUUUCUGAUAAAAAUAACAUUAGUAAUAGUAAUGAAACCAUUGAUAAAAGUAAAAACAAUGAAAUGUGUAGUGAUCUUUUAUACAAGAAAACGAUAGAAAAUAAUAAUGAAUAUAUUAUGAAUUCUAACAAAAAUUCAAUAGAUAUCAAUGAACAUUCUAGCAAAGUAAAAAGAGAAGAUUUUAUAAUUUCUUAUGAUAAUAAAAGUUCCCAAAAUUCCAUUGAUAAAGCAAAUGCCAAUUUAAAUUAUAAAUUCAACUGUAUGAAUGAUAAAAAUAGUGAAAAAUACAAAAGAAUAAAAGAAGAUAGUUCGAAAAAAAAUAAUGAUCAAAUGAUAAGAAAUAUAAAACAUAAUAUUAGUAAUAAUCUAAAUAGUAUUAAUAAUUUCUUAAUAUAUAAAAAUAAUGAAAAUAUCCAUCUAAAUGUUAAUGAAAAAAUAAAUAAAAUAGGAGAUAAAAAAAAUGAGGAAUUUAACUGUAAAAAAGAAAGAAAUAUAGUUGAUUUUCCUAAUAAAAAAAAAGAUAUAUUCGAAUACGAAAAUAUAGAAAGGACAUAUAAUGAUUCUGUUUAUAAUUUAAAUAAAACAAAUAAUGUUGAUGAAAAAAAUUUCUUCAUAUGUAAUAAAUUUGAUAAAGAACAAACUAAUGAAAAAGAAAUUAUAUUAAAAUUGAUGUAUAAUAAUAAUGGUAUUUAUUUUAAUAAAGAUGAGCACAUGAAUAGUUCACUUUAUUUUGAGGAUAAAAAACCCAAUUAUGAAUGUAUCGAAAAAAAUAAAAAUGUAGCUUCAUCUGAAAAUAUUAAUAAGAAUAAAGAUAUAUAUAAAAAUACAAAAACAACUUUCCAAAAAAAAUUACCUAAAAACACAAAUAACAAUUUUAACAAAAAAUUUCAUAGUGUUAAUAAUUUCCAUAGAGAUAAAAUACAAGGAAUAAAUACAAUCACAAAUAAUAGUGGGCUAAAUAAAAAUAUUAAUUUAAAUAUAUUAAGCAAAAGUUAUAAUAAAAAUAUGAAUAGACAUUUUAUUCAAAGUGUUAAUAACGAUAGUAAUACAAACGAAAUAAAAAAUAAUUUGCAUAAUGAUUUUUUAAACUUAAAAUAUAAAAAUAGCAGUAGUAGUAAUAUAAUAAAAAAAAAUAAUCAAAAUGACAUAAGUAAGAAUGAAAAUUUAGGUGAAGAAAAAAGCAGUAUAAUUAGUAAGUAUUUUAUUAAUCCUUUAUAUAAUUUAUUCCUACAAUCAAGAGAAGAUGUAGUAGAUAAUUCAAAUAUUAAAGAAAGUGAAAAAAUUGAUUCUUUUAAAAUAACAAAAAAUUAUACUAAUGAAUUACAAAAAACAUAUAAAACAAUGUAUGAUAUAUGUGAUUCAUCAUAUGCAAAUAAUCAAUGUUACGGGAUUAAUAAUAGGAAGUCAAAUGAAUUACAAUACAUUAAUUCAUACAAUAACUAUAAUUUAAAUUCUUGUAUGACAAAUAAUAAUUUAAAAUCAAAAAAUUACCUUUUUAUCAAUAAUAAAAUAAAAGAUGAAAAUGAUAAAAGAAUAAAUUAUUUAAGUAAUUUUAAUAAAAAUAUUGUUGAAAACAAAAUCAUACAAAAUGAUCAUGUUAAAAAUAUUCCUACAAGUGAUAUAAAUUAUCUAAACAAAAAUGCUCAAAUUGUUUAUUUAGAUAAUACAUAUUAUAACAAUGAUAAUUUUAAUUCAAAAAUUUUAAAGGAAGAGUAUCUUAAAUGUGUUGAAAAUAGAAAUUACAGUUGUAUUAAUACAGGAAAUAUAAAUCAUUUUAAUACACCAAUAAAAAACAAUUCUAUAAUACUAUAUGAUAAUUCAUCCAUAAAUAAUGGUAAUAAAAAUUGUUAUAUUAAAAAUAAUAUUACUGAUAAAAGUAGUAUUUUUAAUAAUAUAUUUACAAAUAAUAAUAAUUCAACAAAUAAUAAGGUAAUCAAUAAUUAUGAAAGUAAUGGAUUAAAAAAAGAAUGUGCAUCUGACUGGCAUUUUAGUAAUGAAAAAAGAAAUUAUAGUGGGAAUAAAAAUUCACAUAUAUACAAUAUGAAAAAUUGUAGCAAUCAUACUAAUAGUAUUUUAAUAAAUCAUAUAGAUAAUUUUAACGAUGACAAUCAGAAAAAUUUUUAUGUUAAUGAUUUUAACUUUCAAAAACCUUUUAAUAAUUUAAGAAAAGAAAAUGAUAUUAAUGAAAAUAUUAAUUAUAAUAAUAACAUAAUUGGGUAUAAUGGUAAAGUAAAUGAUAAAAUGCCAGAAAAUGAUGAAUACUUAAAAAAAUUCGUAUAUUUACAAAAAAAUAGACAAUUAUUAAAUAAAAAUUACUCAAAUUAUAAUUGUGUUUAUUCAUCAGAUCUUGAAUCAAACCAAAGGUAUGAUAAUAAUAUUAUUCAUAAAUCAAGAAAUGAAUAUAUGAAAAAUAAUUUCAGUUCUGACUUAAAUGAUUUAAAGAAUGAGAACAAUUUAACAAAAUUUCAUAGUUUUUCAAUAGAUCAUAGUAGUAUUUGCCUAUCAAAAGAUAAAAUGAAAACGGAAAUAUCAAGUGUAUUUAAAAAUAAUCAUAAGCAUAAUACUAAAAGAACAAAAAGCUUAAAUCAAAUAAGAAUGUCUAAUUUUAAUCCUAAUAGCUUAGAUAUUUAUCAAGAAUCAUAUAUAAAAAGCAAAAAUGAAAAUAAUAACUAUAUUAAUUGUAAUAAUUGUAAUGAAAGCAGUUAUCACAUAAAUCACGAAAAUAUGAUAAGAAGAGAUGGAAAAUUUUUUAUAAAUAAUAGUAAUAAUGAAUUAAAAGAUUUCUCACAAAAAGAUAUUAUAGUUUAUUCUAAAGAUAAUAUAAUUAGUAAAAAUUUUAAAAAUGAGAAUAAAUAUACUCAACAAAGAAAUAAAAGUUGUAAAUUAUUCAUUAAAAAUAGAGAUAGUGACGACAGUAAUAGUAGUAAUAUUAAAAAUGACAACAAUUAUAACAAUGAGACUAUUAUAAAAAAUGAUAACAUUCCAUAUGAAACUUAUGAAGAGGGAGAAGCCUUAUGGUUGAAUAAUUAUACUCAUAUAGAAGAAGAUUUAUAUGGUGAAAAAAAUAACAUGAUUGCUAAAGAUGCUGCUGCAGAAAAAUACAAUUAUUUUAAUUCAUUAAAUAUAAAAAAAAAUUCAGAUUUUAUAAAUAAUAAGAUAAUAUUAGAAAAAAAUAAAGAAAAUGGGCUCUAUAAUAUUGUAAGUGGCUUAUCUGAUAAUUUAAAAAAUGUAAAAGAAAAUCAAGAAGAUAUUUUUAUAUCUCAUCAGUAUAAUUUAUCUAACGAUAAUGAAAAAGCAACAAGUGAAAAUGAUUAUCUUAGAAAUGAAAUAAUUAGAUAUUAUAAUAAAAUAAAGAAGAAAAAAAAUUAUUAUAGUUCACUAGAAAUUAAUACAUAUAGUGAUAUAUCUCAAUGUGAAAAAUUGUAUAGAAGUGAUUACAUUUCACAAAAAAAAAAAAAAAAUACAAAAUUAAAGAAAAAACAUGCUCAUGAAGAAAAAAGAAUAAAUAAUAAUACAAAUAUAAAAUGUAAUAUGGUUAAAAAAGAAAAUUGCACCCAUGAUAAAUUAAAAAAAAUGGAAAUGAAAGAAAAAGAGAAUAAAAAAAUUAAGAAUACAACCUUAAAAAAAAAUAUAUCUAUUGAAAAUAAUAUAGUUGAAAAGAGGAUUGAUACAAAGAGUAUGUUCCGAAGCUCUUCUCCUUUUAAAAUUGGUAAGAAUAAUUUUAUUUAUAAUAGCAUAAUUGAUAAUAAUAAAAAUAGAAAUAUAAAAAAUUUAAAUAUAAAUAAAAUGAAAUCAAUAAAAAAUAGUUGUAAUUUUAAGGAGGAAAUGGAUUAUAAAAAGGGUAACAUCAAUCCUGGUAAUUCUAAACAAAUUUAUGAUUCAUCAAAAUCAAAACAAACAUGUUCAGAAGUAAAUAAAAGUAUUACAAAAGAAAAAAAUGGAAACAAUGAAAUUAGAAAGCACGAAAGUUAUUCUAUAUUAGUAAAAAAAGGAAAUUAUAAUUCUGAAAAUGGGUCUAUAGCCAAAUUUCAUGAACAACUAAAGGAAUAUAAUGAAUUAAGAAAUUCUACUAAAAAAGAGAAUACGAGAAAUAUUAUAAAAAAAAAAAAGAAAAAAAAAGAGAUAAACCAAAAAAUUAUAGAAAAAAUUGUUCUAACAAAUUCUUCUAAAUCUAAUAAAAUCGAAAAAAAGAAAAAAAAGAGAAAAGGAAUUUUAUACAAACAAAUAAAUGAAUCAAAUGCUAAUUUAAAAGAUAAAAGUGAAAUAAAUUUUUCUGAUCAGAAUGACUCUAUUUUAUCAAAUAAAUGUGUAAAGGAUAAGUUAAAUACAAAUAGUUCUUUUUUAAAUGAAAAAUCAAGGGAUUCAAUACAUGAGUGUAGUAAUAGAAAUAACAAUAAUUUGACAAACAUAGAAGAAGAUAGUAUGUUGUAUAAAAAUUGUAAUAAAAGAAUUAUUUACUUAAAAAAUGAAAAGAUAAACUCUGCUUUAAAGAAAAAUGAAUUAUUAAAUUUACCUGAAAUUUCCUUUUUAUAUAAAGAAGUUAAAAUAAUGAAUCAUAUAUUAAGUAACAUUAACAAUUUUAAUUUUUUAAACUCACUUAAAAUAAGUGAUUUAAUUUAUAUUGAAAAGAAUUUUAUCAAUAAUAACAUAUACAUUAAUAAGCAAAUAAUUACUUCUAAUACUAAAAAUAAUAAAUUGAAUGAAACUAGUGAGGAUGACAUAAUGUAUGAUAAUAAUUUUAGUAUAAUUCAUUUAAAGCAAGAUAUAAUAUAUUUAAAAAAAAAUUAUCUCAAAAUAAUUUUAAAUGUAUUAAUAAAUAACAUUUCUUCUUUUUAUGAAAUCAAAGCAGCAAUUAUAUUAUUAAAAUUUUUUAUCUCUAUUGAAGAUAGUUGUAAAGUUUUUCCAAGUUUAUAUCCACUUUCACUAAUUAAUGCAUUAAUACAAAAGUUCAGAUUGAAAAUACAUAAAAAAAAUAGAAAAAAAGAUGAUAUUAGUAACGUUAACUUAGAAUAUAAUUCAAAAAAGUUGCCUUUUAAUUAUCUUUUUAUAUGUGAUGGUAAAAAUUAUUUAUGCAUAAAUGACGAUUCUUUAAAAAGUAAAACAUAUAAAAGUAAAAUUAAACUAAACAAUUUAAUUGGUUAUUACCAUUAUAUCAAUUUAAAUAGAUUAACAUAUUACCUUGAAAAAACAAACGACAAUAUAACCAUUCAGUAA
Plasmodium relictum is the source of this 6009-nucleotide messenger RNA. RefSeq names its product conserved Plasmodium protein, unknown function. The record is from RefSeq and is a predicted model, not a curated record. The coding region runs from base 1 to 6009 and encodes 2002 amino acids. Lineage: Eukaryota; Apicomplexa; Aconoidasida; Haemosporida; Plasmodiidae. The transcript has a single exon.